Messenger RNA from Fragaria vesca subsp. vesca, 1565 nucleotides. Its product is annotated as ATP-dependent Clp protease proteolytic subunit 4, chloroplastic-like. The record is from RefSeq and is a predicted model, not a curated record. Gene Ontology annotation, molecular function: ATP-dependent peptidase activity; serine-type endopeptidase activity; ATPase binding. NCBI's taxonomy places the organism in Eukaryota, Viridiplantae, Streptophyta, Magnoliopsida, Rosales, Rosaceae. Gene Ontology annotation, biological process: protein quality control for misfolded or incompletely synthesized proteins. The coding region runs from base 52 to 942 and encodes 296 amino acids. The transcript is spliced from 2 exons. Gene Ontology annotation, cellular component: endopeptidase Clp complex.
UCCUUCUUCUAUCAAAAUCUCAGCUCCUCUCAACCCAUCUCUGCAGAAACCAUGGACGUUCUCUCAGUCUCGUCCCCUCUCUUCUCCUCAACCCCCAAGCUCUCCCACACCUUCUCCCCAAAACCCAUCUCCCUCUUCCCCUCUUCCUCAUCUUCACGCCUCCCCACCAUCAAAUCCGUCUCUCUCCAAACCCCAAAACCCUCCUUCUCGUUCUCCAAGGCCCACUCAACUAACCCUUCCGUUCUUCUCAGCUCCGCGCCCCAGACGCCGGCGACGGCCAUGAGAGGCGCCGAGGGCGACGCCAUGGGGCUGCUGCUGAGGGAGAGGAUUGUCUUUUUGGGUAGUAGUAUUGAUGACUUUGUGGCUGACUCUAUUAUCAGCCAGCUGCUUCUGUUGGAUGCUCAGGACCCCAAGAAGGAUAUUAAGCUCUUUAUUAACUCCACUGGGGGCUCUCUCAGUGCCACAAUGGCCAUAUAUGAUGUCGUUCAGCUUGUGAGGGCUGAUGUCUCUACAAUUGCGCUCGGCAUUGCAGCAUCUACAGCUUCAAUAAUCCUUGGUGGUGGCACCAAAGGCAAGCGUUUUGCAAUGCCCAAUACACGGGUUAUGAUUCAUCAACCUCUUGGAGGAGCUAGUGGCCAGGCAAUAGAUGUAGAAAUUCAAGCUAGAGAAGUGAUGCACAAUAAAGACAAUGUCACAAGAAUUAUCUCAAAUGUUACUGGUCGUUCAUAUGAGCAAGUUGAAAAAGAUAUUGACAGAGAUCGCUACAUGUCCCCCAUAGAAGCAGUAGAAUAUGGAAUAAUUGACGGAGUUAUUGAUGGAGAUAGCAUUCUUCCUCUGGAGCCAGUCCCAGACAAGGUAAAACCAAGAAUGAGUUAUGAGGAGAUUAGUAAAGAUCCAAUGAAGUUCUUGACACCAGACGUCCCUGAUGACGAGAUAUAUUAGUUUUGGAACAUUUGAGCGAGAGGUACACCAGUCUGACUUCUUUCUGAUUAUGUGUUAAUUGCAUAUAAGUUUGUGCCAAGGCCUGAUAUUUGAAAACCCAACAUUUAUGUAAUUAAACCAUAAAAGCAUUGAUGCUUUUUUAUUCCAAAGUUUCAGUAGUUACUUCAGUUUUUCUCUUUAAUAAAACUCCUACUUUUAAGUUUUUUGCUCUGAACAUGAUGAGUUAAAGAUGGUUUUGAUUUUAUGUUAUUGGCUGGGAGCCUGGGACAUGUGUUUGAAGGUUCUGGAUUUGGUUGAGAGUGCCUGGGAAGUCAUGGUCUUUGAAGCAGGGAUUCCUCUUCGAAUUGGUUACAUUAGGUUUUCAAAAGACCAACUGGUGGUGCAUGCGAAAACUCUCAGCAUCAAACCAGAAAUGUCAAGCUAUUCUUCAAUCAGAAAAUCCUUGCUGAGUGAUAUAGAUUGCAGACGUCCAACUGCAUUGGCGUGUUGCUAAGAUAGUUGUUUGCCUACAAGUUGCAAACUCACAAUAAGUGGUUUUGGUAUUUCCAUGAAAAAUGAGAACCGUCUAGUCUUCGAUUAAGUUUUGGUAUUUAUAUAGAUGUAUCCAUCAUAGUUUGCAUUUG